UGAGAAGGGUUGUCCUUUCCAAGGACUCCAGAGUUAAACGACCACGGGAUCGAUCCUGUUCAGCCUGAAACGUGCAAACUGCUGCCGGAACAUUUUCAGGACGAGGUGAUGUUUAACUUCGAAGACAGAUGGCGCCUGAAAUCCCGAUAGUACGAUCCUGAAAGCGUCAGGAUUUUUCAGGACUUUCUUUGAGAAGGGUUUUUUUACGCAUAGACAAUCACAUUAGAGUUAAAUGACCACCGGAUCGUUCCUGUUUCAGCCUGAACCCUGUAGUCUCCUUCUGGGAGAUUUUCAGGACGAGGCUAGGUUGGUCCUUUAUGGGACAGAUGGCGGUUUGGGUCACGGCAGAAACAGGAUAAUAAAUUGCAAAAUGAUGCUUGUGGACAGGAAGAUCUAUCAUUCAUUUUAUCAGUGUUUCAGCAGAGCUUUUGGGAUUUGCUAGAAAUUAAUCAAUUUUUGGGUUUACGUUGUAAUUAGAAUACGAUUGGAAGUUUUGUGUUUUAGUUUGCAAAAGAGGCAGUUUCUUUGGGGUUAAAAGCUUCAAUUUAUAAUCCAGGAAUUGGAAACGCUUUCGAAUUUGCCGCCUGCGGCUACGUCCUUGCAAAUCCAUCAGAUAGAUCCCUUAUCCUUUUGUGCUUUUUUUGAAAGGUGUUCCUUCGGUUUAUUUUUAGCCCACUCCAAAACGCUAUUAAAGUUUGAAUUAUAAAUGUCGUUGAUUCGGAUGUUCCUGUCUGAGUAAUCCGACGAAAAACAUGGAUCAAUCCAUUAGAGAUGAGAUCAGGUAAUUUAGGUUGUUUGCUGAGUGACUAGCCAAGCUUCUGCAAGUUUAUUAAUUGCUGGAAGCGGUCAAUAUUUCGUUUCAUAUGUUGUUUCUUGUUUUUUGCAAAUUUUAUCACUUUAGGAAGUCGCUCUUGACAUGUCCUCCUUUCAAUUGUGUGUCGUUCUUAAAUGAAAUAUUCACUUCACCUGAUGUCUAAUUUUUUAAUAACAUUCUCUCAGUUUUUGUUGCUUAGGAAGCGUAAUAUUUCUUUUUUCGAUCUGUUGUCGAUCUGUUCCUUAGUGCGGGUUUCUAAUGGCCACUUGUGGCCCCGCUGGAGACAGGAGCAAGCGUUACCAGGGGAAAUAUAGAGUCACAAACAAUGGCCAAAUAUCACUUGGCCGCCCUCUUUCAUUUUAUUGUUUAUCGUAGGUUCAUUAUUUCGUUGUGUUGGCUCGUAGUAAAUUCUUGAAUUGUUUAUGGGCUUUUAUCACGAUUUAGCGACUGAUUCUGGAGCUUUAUUUCAUUAAUAAUUCAGUACGAAUUUCAGUCGAGGUCUUUAAUUUUAUUUGUUGGCCUAGGUUUGGCCUUCUUGGAUGAAAUCCUUUUAGGGCGAACGCCCGUCCGCUUGAAAUAUUACAGGGACGUGCAUUAUACAGCGAGUAUUGUAGUUGAAAAUAAUAUAUUUUGUAUUUAUCCCGGCGUCUGGUUGUCAACAACAGUGAUCAUUCAUUGUACUGAGACAGUUUUUUAGCAGCCGUUCGCGACAGAGAUAUUGUUUGAGAAAAAUAUGGGGCUUUUACGGGAAACACAGCUCUCGGCAAAAGCGCUUCAUGUAUCAAUAUCUGUCACUUUGCUUCUCACCACGUUAUUUGUUCCGGUGCAUCCGACGACUACAACGAGCUGCAUAUAGGAUUUGCACGACUAAUGAGGUUCUAUACUUCAGAAUUACGUCGAGAUGUGUUUGCGCUCCUGUAGGUAGUCUACAACGCUCUGCAUCAGCAUGCACGUCCUGCCAAACUAAUCUAAAACACUCGUUUGGACUUUUCACAAUCAUUUUAUUAUUAAUCGUAAAAAUUAUGGCGGUUUUAUGACGCUUUAACACACAGCGUGAUUUACGGAAGACAUUACGGCCAAAGUAAAGGCUUUGAACAGAGCCGGCAAUUAAUUGGCAAUUUCUUUCUGGUUUGGGGGAAAGAGUGAAACAAACCUCGAGUUUGUAUAUUUUAUUCAGAUGAAGAUUUAGAUGGACACUUGUGGUGAUUGUGUUUGUAUGGAAUGGGCACAAUUUUAUAAUUGCAUGCAUAAUGAAUUGGAAUUGAUUGAAAGGUAUUAUUGAGGUACAGAUUGGAAUUCACGCAGAGUGGCAUCAAUUUAGUUAAUGAAUGCGAUAUGUAGGUGAAUUAGGGCGCAGCUUGAUUUUUAUCUUUAGUUAAAUUAUUCAUCUGAUGUUAAACCUAUACAUGAUUGGGAUUCAACUUUCCGUUUUAAAAAUCAGCCCUCUCUCGGCAUCGAUUUUCUUCCCACCUUUCGUGUUAAACUCGCUGUUUGAUUGUUGACACCACCUCGAACUUUCGUCGACUUUCCCUCGUCGGAAUGUCAUCAGCACUAAUUGCUCUAACCCAUCGAUAUGCAGUCGAAUUUAUGAGCAUUUCCGGAGGGGUGUAGAUGUGAAUAUGAAUUUGUUAUCGAACAUUAGAUUUCGUGACAAGUCUUCAGAGCAAAUGCGUAAACCUCGGGUGUACGCUAAUUCCUCCUUGUGGGACUCAGAUAUGUCCCAAAUCGCUGUAGAGUUUUUAAGUAUUUAUUUUGCAAAGAAGGGAAAUUAUUUCGAUUGCCCGAACACCGUGGGGAGUAAAUAUCAAUUUUUAAUAAUUGUCGUUCUGCGCUCAAACGGCCAACUACCACGAAAGCGUAGUUUUGCGCCUCGAGACGGCGUUUACCUUGGCCAGUUAGUUAUAUAAAGUUUUGCAAUUUUGAAAUCCUGCCGUUAUCAAGUUUGUAAGUCAAGCACGAUGCUGAAAUUUCUGCUUCUUUUGAUUGCAGUUUCCGCGACUAAACAAGAUGAAACAACUCAACACAGUUUCAGUUACAAUGCUGGAAAUGUUGUUAGGGAAGAAAGUCGAGAUCUAGAUGGUGUUACCAGAGGCUUUUAUGAUUACUUGGAUCCAAAUGGGAUAAUCCAACAUGUAGAAUAUAUUGCUGAUUCAAAGGGUUUCAGAGUGCGAGCGACAAACUUGCCCCUUCAUGUAGUUAAGAAGCAAACUCGGGAAUCACACUAAAUUGUAGUUUGGCCAAAUAAAUAAUUACUGUACUUUGUGUGCUAGUUAUUAUAACAUGGUUCGUUAAAAUUAAUGUAAUCAUAAUGACAAUAAAUAGACCAAUGCCGCUCAAUUGAAUCCUGUUAUUGCAUCGGAAUUAGGUGAUUGUAGAAUAAUUGGGUUGAAAUCGCUUUUCUCUUCACACCAAUAUACGACUAAUUUACCAAAACAAAGUCUCUACGGGUAAUUAGCACAGUUAUGCGUCCCUAACAGGCAUACACGACCUUUGAAAUCGCUAUAAAUACGAAACCCAACUUUUGAUUUUUCACAACAACUCAAAAAUCCAUCAUGAACACUUGCCAAAUCAUUUUUCUAUCUGUGAUAAUCGCCGCUUCCGCGGAGGAAACUCCCCGCUGGACCGGCCCUUUCGCCGACCACAAACUGGGGCACUUGGUGCAGGACACUCCAGAAGUGGCCGCUGCGAAAAUGCAUCACGCUCUGGCUCACACCCAGAUCCGGGCCAUUCUGCCCGAAUUGCCCCCGGAGGACACCGCUGAAGAGGAACCUAACGUGGUGCCCCAACCACGACCUGUUGUUCCGGUCCCUCAGGUUCAAGUAAUUCCCCAAGUUCCCCAACCACGUCCAGUGGAUGUCCCCCAGGUUCCCCAGGUUCGCGUGGUGCCCCAGCAGCUCGCCGAGGAAAUCCCCCGGAGCCCCCUUGGGGAGGUUCCGGAGGUGGAGGCUGCCAGGAAGGCGCACCUCGCGGCUAUUUUGGAGGCGGUUGCGCUGAACCAGAAACUGGGGGGUGACGAGCCGUCGACUUUCCGUCCCCAUGUUUUGGGGCGGAGGGCUGGGCUUUUCCCGUUGAGGCAUUAGAGGGCCGUUUAUUUAUUGUAGUUAAUGAUGUGCGAGCGAUGAAAAAUAAAUUUGUUUUGAUUGGA
Tribolium castaneum (red flour beetle) is the source of this 3959-nucleotide messenger RNA. RefSeq lists its product as hypothetical. The record is from RefSeq and is a predicted model, not a curated record. Lineage: Eukaryota; Metazoa; Arthropoda; Insecta; Coleoptera; Tenebrionidae. The coding region runs from base 3367 to 3894 and encodes 175 amino acids. The transcript has 3 exons.